This is a messenger RNA of Rangifer tarandus platyrhynchus (Svalbard reindeer), 366 nucleotides long. The record is from the annotation of a GenBank genome assembly. Lineage: Eukaryota; Metazoa; Chordata; Mammalia; Artiodactyla; Cervidae.
AUGACCAGGCUGCUCUGGGUCCAGAAACGAACUGGGCCAGGGCCAGGGCCUGGGGUGGGAGUGGCGGCUGUGCCUGGCGUCCCCUGCCCAGCACUGGCCCUGCGGGCACAGACCUGCACUCUCCUGAGCUGGAAGGAGGCCCCGCCGAUGGACAGAGACAGGCGAGGCGGUGCUGGGGCCUUCCUCGACCAGUCGCCGGGACACCGAGCUCUGCUCCUGACACAUCAAGCUGCUGCGCCCUCAGGGCUGCCGGCCAGCGAGCGGCUGGGCCCACGACGCAGGAGGGGCACGGGCCUGGACGCCGACACCUGCCAGCCCCAGGCAGGCCGGAGCCCAGGCCAGGGCAGGCGCGGGGGGCCGGCCUGA